CGCAAGCCGGCAAUGUAGAAGCCACAUUGCUGAAGUGUGCAAGCGUGAGAAUAGUGAUCAAAUGAUCAUUAUAAAGAACCAAAGGGAAACAGAUCCUUGAGAUAAUUACUGGGAGGAUGGCUAAAUGGUUAAGUUAGUUUUUGUGAACACAAGCAGGAAAAAAACAACACUAAUAAAGCGACGUCGAAGGAAAACAAAUUUGGAGUGAAGUUCACGAACUGCCCUUCCGAGUACCCGAAGGGAGAAAAUGAAAUCUAAUCGACAAAUCUUCGGUUAAUAUAUGGAUCAUAGCUCAUACAAUUUUUGAGUCUUUACAAAAUCGGAAAAUAAUUAAAGCAUCUUCGAUUCUCUACUCCCACUAACCUUUUCAAAGAUGAAGUGCCAUUAUGAAGUUUUGGGUGUCCGAAGAGAUGCUACGGACGAUGAUUUGAAAAAGGCCUAUCGCAAACUAGCUUUGAAAUGGCAUCCAGAUAAGAACUUGGAGAAUGCGGAAGAAGCAGCUGAACAUUUCAAACUGAUCCAGGCCGCUUAUGAUGUAUUAAGUGACCCACAGGAAAGAGCCUGGUAUGAUAACCACCGGGAGGCGCUGCUGAAGGGGGGAGUGAGUGGAGAGUUCGAGGACGACAGCAUCGAUCUGCUUCAGUAUUUCACCGUUACCUGCUAUUCCGGCUAUGGUGAUGACGAGAAGGGUUUUUAUACUGUCUAUAGGAAACUGUUUGAAUCCAUUGCGAAGGAAGAAAUGGAAUACAGCAAAGAGGAGGAAGAAGGCGAGUUCCCAACAUUUGGAGACUCACAAAGUGACUAUGAUACGGUCGUGCACCAGUUUUACGGCUACUGGCAGAGCUUCUGCACCUGGAAGAACUUUGCCUGGAAGGAGGAGUACGACACGCGUCAGGCCUCCAACCGCUGGGAGAAGCGGGCGAUGGAGAAGGAGAACAAGAAGCUACGGGACAAGGCGCGGAAGGAGCGCAGCGAGCUCGUCAGGCAGCUGGUGGCUUUCCUGCGGAAGCGAGACCGACGGGUGCAGGCUCACAAGAAAAUGGUGGAGGAGCAGAACGCGGAGAAAGCCAAGAAGGUGGAGGAGCUCCGGCGCAGACAGAAACUCAGCCAAGCAAAGCUGGCUGAGAACUACAAGGAGCAGAGCUGGGCAGCCAUGUCGGAGCUGGAGAAGGAGCUGCAGCAGAUGGAAGCUCAGUAUGAGAAGGAGUUUGGCGAUGGCUCUGAGAGCGAAGAGGAGGAGGCAGAGGUGCCAGAGGGAGGAGAGGAACCCGGGGAUACACUCACAGAUGGAGCGGAUGAGCUGGCUGACUAUUUUGAUAGCCUUUACUGUCCAGCCUGUAACAAGUCCUUCAAAACUGACAAAGCCAUGAAAAACCACGAGAAAUCAAAGAAGCACAGAGAGAUGGUCAUAUUACUACGGCAACAACUGGAAGAGGAGGAUCUUGUACUUAAUCAGGAUUCUGAAGACAGUGGGGAGAAUGCCAAGGAGGAAAACGAGGAAGACCUGAAUGAUAAUCCAAAACAAAAACCUUCUAAAAAACAGAAGAAGAAAAAAAGGCAACAAAAACUUAGUCCAAACCCUCCAGAAGUCUCGAUUGAGGAGGGAAGUGCUCCAGAUCUUGGAUCCAGCCAGGCAGCCCAUGAGGAAGCCCCGCAGUUGGAGACUGAGGACACAGAGAGCACACUCCCCUCUGAGCCACAGGCCAUCCAUCAGGCUGAAACAGCAGCCGGAGACCUCAAACAGGAAGAUCCAGCACCAUCUGCUCCCAAAAGCUCUGGAAAGGCCAAAGCGAAGAAGGUGGGCAAGGAGACGAAGAAAGGCAACAAACCUCUGGGAGGAACAGAUCAGUCACUGGAGAAAGAAAUAAACCUGCGCUGUGUCACCUGCCAGUUUGAGUUCUCCAGCAGGAAUAAGCUCUUUGACCACCUAAAGACGACAGGCCACGCCACAGCCCUCUACUCUCUCUCUGCACCCUGUGGGUCUGGAUCAGGAAAGAGCAAGAAGGAGAAACGGAAAAACAGAUAGCCUGGUGGACUUCACAGUGUAGGAGACACUGAACUUUACUUAAAGAACAAUUUAAAAUUAAGUUAUAUUCAAGUGGAAAAUACUGUACUUCAGAAAAUACAGUACAAGAGACUUCUUAAAUGGUGACUGAAAACUUUCCUGAUGAAAUAUUUCUCAGCCUGUUUGAAGGGAGUGUAGAGGUAAAGGGCUUUUGUUUUUGUAAGCCAUCUUUGCUCAUGUUGGUAAGCAAAGACGUUUUUAUUCUGAAUUUGCAGGCUUGAAUUAUUAAUCCUAAGAAGAGUCCGCUAUUCUGCUGUAUUGCCCUUAAAGUCAAAAUAAUGUAAAACAACAGAACCAAUUACAAAAUGCUUUCUACUGUGGGUUCCUGUCACUUGCAUGGUUAUCUACGGAGACCUUUUGAGUUCUGAAAUAAUAUUGUUUAACACAAGAUUUUUUAGUCUAUAAAUAAUAGAAUCUUAA
Lepisosteus oculatus (spotted gar) is the source of this 2485-nucleotide messenger RNA. RefSeq names its product DnaJ heat shock protein family (Hsp40) member C21 (gene dnajc21). Gene Ontology annotation, molecular function: nucleic acid binding; zinc ion binding. The record is from RefSeq and is a predicted model, not a curated record. NCBI's taxonomy places the organism in Eukaryota, Metazoa, Chordata, Actinopteri, Semionotiformes, Lepisosteidae. Gene Ontology annotation, cellular component: cytoplasm.